Messenger RNA from Enterospora canceri, 1149 nucleotides. Lineage: Eukaryota; Fungi; Microsporidia; Enterocytozoonidae. The record is from the annotation of a GenBank genome assembly.
AUGAAAACAACCGAAGUUGAUUUCUCCACAUUUUCUGGCCUGGACGUCGACUUCUUUGGAAAGUGCGCAGUUGCCUCAUCGGCAGACGGAGUCGUGCGAAUCCUGACCGUAGCAGACGGGAGACUGUCGCAGAGGGAGGAGCUCCGUUGCCACGGUGGCCCAGUCACAGCAGCCAAAUUUGCUGAAGAGGGAACUGCGAUAUUCAGCGCCGACUUCACCGGUCUCCUGGUCCAGUGGUCGAAGCAGGGCGGAUUGUUCCAGAAGAAGUCGGAGAGACGCGUUGCGAAUGGCCCCGUCUACGACCUGGCCGUGACCACGCACAUUUCGGGCGUAGUCUCCGUCUCGUGCGCCUGUGACGGUGGCAAAGUGAUCAAAGUCGAGUUCACGAAUGGGACUGAAACGAGGGUGGAGGAGGCCGUGGUUGGGGAGAGCAGCGUCCUCUGCGUCGACAGCAGCCUCGAGGCGGUGGUUGCGUCCGACCACGACGGCCGCGUCCACCUGAUCGAGCAGGUCGGCGACUCGUUUGGCGACUCGCGUGAGAUCUACGCCGCUGAUUGCGAGAUCACUGCUGUCAAAAUGAGCAAAAAGAGCUGUUUCGAUAGGACAUUUGUGGCAGUUGGAACUGAGACAGGGGUGGUUGUGCUGGAGAAGCGAGACGGCCACUUUGUUGAAAAUGGAUCAUUUCCGCUCUCUGGUGCCGUAGGCUCUCUCGCCUGGGCAGUAGGUGGAUUCUCGCUCUCUGUCGUCUACGACUGUGAUAAGUUAAAGGUGUACGAGAUAUCAGAAAGUGGCACAUUUGAGGAGAAUGAUGGGGUGGUAGUGGUAGGUAGUAAUAGUANGAUCUACGCCGCUGAUUGCGAGAUCACUGCUGUCAAAAUGAGCAAAAAGAGCUGUUUCGAUAGGACAUUUGUGGCAGUUGGAACUGAGACAGGGGUGGUUGUGCUGGAGAAGCGAGACGGCCACUUUGUUGAAAAUGGAUCAUUUCCGCUCUCUGGUGCCGUAGGCUCUCUCGCCUGGGCAGUAGGUGGAUUCUCGCUCUCUGUCGUCUACGACUGUGAUAAGUUAAAGGUGUACGAGAUAUCAGAAAGUGGCACAUUUGAGGAGAAUGAUGGGGUGGUAGUGGUAGGUAGUAAUAGUAAUAGUAGGUAG